Molecule: messenger RNA, 3376 nt
Organism: Theobroma cacao (cacao)
Lineage: Eukaryota; Viridiplantae; Streptophyta; Magnoliopsida; Malvales; Malvaceae
Source: RefSeq, a predicted model, not a curated record
GAACCAAUCAGGAGGGCCCAAAAUUACCGAGUCGUCGUCGUCACUAAUCUUUGGCCCAUUGAGACGGGCGCAGAUCUGUUCUUUCUUCUUCACCUGCUUCUUCUUCUUCUUCCUCUUGCGCCGCUAGGUUAUUCCAAAACGAAAGGAAGAGAAUGAAAUUGGACAAUAAAAACAUAUCCGAACUUUGAUUGUUAACCAGAAGAGAAUCAUCAAUGAGAAAAUGCAUUCAAGAACUUCUUCUUCUAUUGUUCACCGCCCUCGAACGUUAGCCUCUCCAAGCUUCCUCUUAUAUCCUCUCUCUCUAUAUCGACAUGUCCAGACUUUUGACAUUUGCAAAGAUUAGGAAAGUUUCACAAUCUGCUAUUUCAAACCAGUUGAUGAGCCAUUCUGAUUUUAGGAAGUAUGGAACUGUUGUUACUGUUGGGUUGCGUUUGCCACAAUAUAGAGUGUACUCUCACUAUAGGUUCACGAGUGGAGGAAAGCCUCCACUCUUAUUGCAGACUACCAAGGAAGGGUUCUGUCAAGGUUAUUUUGUCAGGAACCAUUCCUUCCUCUCUGCAAGUAGUGCAGUAACUCAUCAUGCCCAAGUUGCUUGGAAAAGACUCACCCGGAGAUGUUAUGCCAGCGGUCGUACAUUGCCUCACAUAAGCAGGAUAGCUCAAGCGGUCAGCUUAGCCUUGUCUCGCUCACACCUGAUAGUUCCUGGUAUUUUUGGCUUGACAUGUGGACAAGUGGCAUUGGCACAGAGGACUUUAGUCGAGGCAGAUUACUACCCAUCACAGAAUUCUUUGUAUAUGCGUGCACAAGAUGGGCAUGCUUUUGUUUCCUCUAUACUCCUUUCAUUGGUGGAAGGUGUUAUCUUACUGCUGAGGGCUCUCUAUCUUGCAGUUUUGUUCUCUCCUAGCAUUAUAAUGGCACCAUUUGCCGACUCUUGUGGUUCACAAUUCAGGAAAAUGUGGCUUGAGAUUGUGCAUCGCACACUCGAGAAGGCAGGUCCGGCAUUCAUAAAAUGGGGUCAAUGGGCGGCAACACGACCAGAUCUCUUCCCUAGAGAUUUAUGCACCAAGCUUUCAGAGCUUCACAGCAAAGCUCCCGAACACAGCUUUGCCUACACUAAGAAAACUAUUGAAAGAGCAUUUGGCCGCAAACUUUCCGAAAUUUUCGAGGGUUUUGAAGAGGAACCUGUGGCAUCUGGAAGUAUAGCUCAGGUGCACCGGGCUUCUUUGAGAUUCCGCUAUCCUGGUCAGCGGGUCAAGCCCAUGGUAGUUGCGGUAAAGGUUAGACAUCCUGGUGUUGGUGAAUCAAUUAGGAGAGAUUUUAUGAUUAUCAACUUGGUGGCAAAGAUAUCAAAGUUCAUUCCAACUCUGAACUGGUUGAGAUUGGAUGAGAGCGUCCAGCAGUUUGCUGUUUUCAUGAUGUCUCAAGUUGAUCUCGCAAGGGAAGCUGCACAUUUGAGCCGAUUUAUAUAUAAUUUCCGAAGCUGGAAGGAUGUUUCUUUUCCUAAGCCUGUGUAUCCACUUGUGCAUCCUGCUGUUUUAGUGGAAACUUAUGAGCAAGGGGAAAGUGUUGCACGCUACGUUGAUGGACUUGAAGGACAUGACAGGAUUAAGACUGCACUUGCUCAUAUUGGAACUCAUGCACUUUUGAAGAUGCUUCUGGUAGACAACUUUAUUCAUGCUGACAUGCAUCCUGGAAAUAUCCUUGUCCGGGUGUCAAAGAGCAAGGCUUCUCAAAAACGGCUCUUUAAAUCAAAGCCUCAUGUCAUUUUCCUUGAUGUAGGCAUGACUGCUGAACUUUCUAGGAGUGAUCGUGUAAACUUAUUGGAAUUUUUCAAGGCUGUUGCCCGUAGAGAUGGUCGCACUGCUGCAGAGUGCACGCUCAAAUUAUCACAACGACAAAACUGCCCGAACCCAAAGGCUUUUGUUGAGGAAGUAGAAGAAGCAUUCACUUUUUGGGGUACUCCUGAGGGUGAUCUAGUUCAUCCAGCUGAAUGCAUGCAACAACUGCUUGAGAAAGUAAGGCAUCAUAGAGUUAAUAUUGAUGGCAAUGUAUGCACUGUGAUGGUCACAACUUUGGUUCUUGAGGGUUGGCAGAGGAAACUUGAUCCAGGAUAUAAUGUGAUGCAAACACUACAGACACUGCUGCUGAAAGCUGAUUGGGCAAAGUCUCUUUCCUACACUAUUGAUGGGCUGAUGGCUCCAUAAACAUUCUCUGAAGCCUGAUUAGCUAUCUAUGCAUCCUCUCAAAGUGAUCUUUAGGAUCAUGUGUUUCUGUUUCUUGAAAACAAUUUUGACAGAGCUUAGACCCUAAAAUAUACCAGUCCUUGAAAAGCGUAUAAUUAAUCUUUUCGUUGAAAUUUUGAGCUAACAUGAAAUUUUAUCUUUCUGUAAUUAUUUGUUAGUUUCCAGUAUGCAUUCCUGUUAUAUCUUGAGCCCCUAUCGCACAGUUGAAAACUGUGAAAAGAAGGGGUUAAGAAAGAGAAAUAAAGUGUCAAACUAUUCUUUUUCUUUAAAUUCAUUAUGCAGAAUAGAGGGGAAAAGAAAACUCAUGUACCAGAACUUAAUUAGUUUAACUGAACUAUAUACAGAUUGUAUUUAUUUGUUGCUUCACAUACCUUGUUAUAUAUGUAACUAGUCAAUUGAUGAUGCUGCUGAUAAAUCUCAUGUCCGAAUCCUUGGCCCUCCCGUUUCUUCGAGUUUAUACACUCUCAUAUGCAAUUCUUCCAAAAAAUUUUCCUUUCUCACUCUUUAACUCUGUGACAGUGAUUCAAUAGUGUAGCAAUAUAAGCAGGUUAUGAUGGAUCCUGACGCCCCAACUCCAAGUGAGCUGAGAUUGAAGGAGUGGCUCUACUGGUAAUUCCAUUAUCAUGCUUAUCUCUGCUAGUGUACUGUGUAAAGAAUGAAAUGUCACUAUAAAAAUUUGGUACAAGUAAUGUUUCUGUUGCAGGAUUGUUGUAGAUAUUCCUGAGGGACAUGAUGCUACCAAAGGAAGAGAGAUGGCGCCUUACAUGGGACCCCUGCCACCUACAGGAAUUCACAGGUGUAUUUUGGCUCUGUUUAAGCAGGAGAGAGCAACGGGGGGAGGGUGUCGACUCCCGGAUGCCCGAGCCAACUUCAUUACUCGCCAAUUUGCUGCUCAAAGCAGGCCGGGCCUUCCUUUUGCUGCAGUGUAUUUCAACUCACAGAAGGAACCCGCAAUGAAGAAACGCUAGCAGAUACUUCAAGUGCAACACUUAAUCCUAAAUUUUUAGUAGAUUUUGUGAUACAUUCAUUAAAAGAUUACAGAAUAGGUUUCGUAGGCUUAUGGAGAUGGGUUUUUGUUGUUAAAAGAACUGAUUUUGGUCUGUAUUUAAUUUUCAUUCAUUUUGAUUUGAAUA